AUGGCCAGGGAGCAUAAGGCCUCUCUAGUGAAGACUCCAUUCACUGAUCAGAUUUACUAUGUCGACAGACCUAAAAAAUUUACUAUGCCAACCUUCAUUCAAUUCGAUGGCACGGGAGAUCCUUCCCGCCACCUCGAUCUGGCUCUGGGCAACGACAAUGCCGCAUUCAUAUGCAAAGUUUUCCCAACUAGUCUGAUAAGAGCCACGCUGGAGUGGUUCAAGAAUAGGCUACACAAGUCCAUCCCGAACUACAAAACUCUGUGCGCCAUGAUCCUAGCACAAUACUGUAGUAAUAAAAAGCAGAAAAAGAUUAUCGCUAGUCUCUUCACUAUAAGACAGAAGAGAGGAGAAACAUUACAAGACUUCCUAUCCAGAUAUAACAUGGCAGCUUUAGAAAUAGCAGAUUGUCACCCUGAGACUGCUAUAGAAACAUUCAAGAUCGGUAUGAUACAAGGGACUAAGUUCCAUGCCUCUUUAGUCAAAUAUUCUCCUCCGGACAUGCAGACUCUCAAUGCCAGGGCACAAAUCUACAUUCGGCUUAAGGAGAAUGUAACCCACCGAGUACAACAUGCCACCCUCGUCAAGGUAGAAAAUAAGCCUAAAAAAAAAGCUUCGAGUUCAAAAAGUCAAAAAAGUCAAUAUGCCUCAGUUCCAAUCGUCCAAAUACCUGAGAAAAGGCAGAAGACAAAAGAGAGGUUCACACCUCUUCGUACCACAUUUGCUCGGUUAUUCCAAGAGAACAAAGUGAGAUUUAUAACCGCUCAACCAAUGAGGCAACCCCUGGAGCAAGAGGAUAAAAGCAAACACUACGCCUACCAUAGGGAUUAUGGGCAUACAACCAAUGAUUGUAGAUCCCUUAGGCGACAGGUGGAAAAUUUGAUAACCAUAGGAGACCUAACAGACUAUCUCGGGCCAAGGAAGUAG
Cornus florida is the source of this 924-nucleotide messenger RNA. RefSeq lists its product as uncharacterized. The record is from RefSeq and is a predicted model, not a curated record. NCBI's taxonomy places the organism in Eukaryota, Viridiplantae, Streptophyta, Magnoliopsida, Cornales, Cornaceae. The transcript has a single exon. Bases 1 to 924 code for a protein of 307 amino acids.